Molecule: messenger RNA, 2718 nt
Organism: Macroventuria anomochaeta
Lineage: Eukaryota; Fungi; Ascomycota; Dothideomycetes; Pleosporales; Didymellaceae
Exons: 1
Coding region: 1-2649 (882 amino acids)
Source: RefSeq, a predicted model, not a curated record
AUGGCUAACCUAGAUGCUGGCCGGUCCCUAUCUCGACGCAACAGCAAUGUUUCUCUGGGCUUGGUCGGUGUCCCAAGCAUGCAAGAGUCGGUACAAACGGAGGAUGAGUUCGAAUUUGACAGCAAUCCCAAUGUUGACCUAAGCGCUGAUCUAGACGCUGAUCUCAACGCGCACAUCGAUGCCUUCUGUACGACAGCUGGCCUGCCGACUGGUCAGUCGUUGAAUGACUUAGAGGUCAGACCGACUCUUGCACCGUUGAAGACGAACUUCGCGCCAUCAGAUCUGUCCCAACCCUACAUCUUGACUGAACAAUAUCCAUAUGCGUACAACAAGCCAGAUCUCAGCUCAUUCUCUGUACAACAGAACCUUGCAUACCCUGAACCCUGGAGUUACUAUUUGGCUCAUGAGACACCAUACUUCGACGACUACUAUGGCGCUCUCGCUCCACCUGGGUACAUAUUUGGUACGAUGGGUCUCACCGCAUUACCCGGAAACAACGCCAUCGCUGGGUAUGGGAACGUUCAAUACCCCUCGAACCCGUAUGGAAACCCAAUCGAGUUUUGGACGCUACCUGCUAAUGUCACAGCAUUGCCUACAGUACACACAGGCUACGUGCCAGUCGAAGCAUCGUCCUACAAUGACACCACGAUGCAAUUCGCAACAUACCCUGUAAAACAACCACAAGCUGUUGCGGCAACGCAAGCCCUCACAAUCGAAACCGCUCCAUCGUUAGAAACGAACAUCAAGGCUCCUAUCUACACUGAAGAGCCUGCACAACAAGAGCAACAGGAGUCGGAUUCGGACUCGGACGAAGACUAUCGUGAUACUGAGACGAAUACUACAAUGAUAUCCAAGCGAGAGACCCGGAAGCAACCCCGCAAAGAUUCUGUAAACUCUGCCAGCACUUCCACCGCAACUCCAUCUGAACCAGUAAAGUAUCUCCCAGGCGAGAAACCUAAGAAGGUUGACGCGAAACCUUGGAUCCGUACCAACACCAACACAGAGGGUGACACACGGACUGCGAAGAUCAAUAACUGGAAGAACAACUAUGUAUACAAGCCGCUGCCACUUGGCACCUGGGGCUCUGGCAAACACACAUUCACGUACACCCAGUACGAAAACGUGGAUUUCCUAACAGAGGCACCGAUGUCUACCCGGAAAAUCAAGGAGUACAUCAUGAACUACCCAUGUGACGACCAGAAGCGUCUCGUUAUCUGGAUCCAGAAGAUGCCAGCUGACCAGGGUCGACGCUACGGAUCAAAACAGCAUUCCAAGUGCGCUUUUAGGGACUGCCCGAUCCAGCGAUACGUCGAAGGAACCAUCAGCACUGGUGAGUAUCGCGUUGCUUUCGACGAGAAACAUUACAUGUAUGGGGGGGAUGUAGACCCAUAUGACUGCGCAGCCUACGCUCAUUUAUACUGCAUGGAGCAGUUCCUUGACUUCGAGCAAGUGUGUCAAGUAGCUGAUGUACGCUUGGAUACACGCCUCGACAUGCCACUCGAGCCCAAUGGUAAAGCAGCGUUCUCCAUGGUGGAUGUUCCUGCUCGAUAUGAAUUGGAACGCUUCAUUAAGGCAGCUUCCAAGGGCAAGCUUCGACUUACACCGCGAUGGCACAACUAUCCCUUCCAUGCCGAUUACGAGCGGGAUCAGCAGAAACCUCAUGAGCGCACGCUUACAUACUUGGCUCAUUGCAUGUAUGAAGCUCACCAGGACGACUCGCACAAGAAACAGGCCGCACUCCGCCGCGUUACUGUAUCGCAGCGACGAGUGCACCUAGGCGACUUGGAGAUGAGCGUAGCAGACAAGCACAUUAUGAUUGAGGUAUUUGGAGGCAAGAAGAAGGGGCGAAAAGGCAAAGUUGAAGACCACUACAACGAGCGCAUUCGUUACCAAAUCAACCGAGCCAAACAGGAAGCUGAGGACUUCCUCAAGGAAAAGCGUCAGGGGAAGAACUCCGUUAAGAAAAGUAAGAAGCGCAAGAUCAUUGAGCACGAAGGGACUGACGACGAAGAGCCUGUGUACGAGACUGCUUAUGGUACUGAGCAACAUGCAUAUGCUACGCCAUCACGAAAGAUGCAUGCGUCUCGACACAAGAAACAGCGAAUCAACUGCGCAGAGUCUCCAAUCGACACUCAACAGCAGCAUGCUCAAACAGCAUACAUGCAGCCUCAGCCCGUCCAAGCUCCUGAGCAACAAACCCAGCAUUUCCAAACCUACAUGGCAACGAACUUCACCUACUCACCCACCCCUGCGCCAUGCCAACCUCUCAUCAACCCUGUGCUCGACACACCCUAUGGUCUCUACGCCGUCCCCGCAACCCCGAAACUCGACAUCUCAGACUUUUCAGACUUCCCAACCUGCGAAGAUGACAUCCCCGACGACAACCUGGAGAAGCUCCUCGCACUGGACCGACGCCAAUCUUGCACGGCAGAAUUUGGCCCGAUGAGCAUUCUCAAGAGCCCUGAGCUCACUCGUGGUGGAUGUACGCCGCGACGGGCUGUCUUUGGUGCUCAGCCUGUGAGCGAGAGCAAGGAGUAUGGAGCUAAUGAUCCGCCGAGCUUGAUGUCUGGUCGUCGUAGCGCGCGGAUUGCUGCGAAGGGGACGGUUGGUGAGCGGCGGAUGCGCAAACGUGCUCGGUCGUCUCGAUGAGCCUGGUUAUUAAGUGUUCAGUGUUCCUUUUUGUCAAAGCGUUAUUUGAUGGGAAAAGCAAGAUCUGUA